This is a messenger RNA of Stomoxys calcitrans (stable fly), 1712 nucleotides long. RefSeq names its product peroxisomal N(1)-acetyl-spermine/spermidine oxidase-like. Bases 7 to 1671 code for a protein of 554 amino acids. The transcript has a single exon. Gene Ontology annotation, molecular function: polyamine oxidase activity. Lineage: Eukaryota; Metazoa; Arthropoda; Insecta; Diptera; Muscidae. The record is from RefSeq and is a predicted model, not a curated record.
UCGCCAAUGUGUUUUAGAUCAAUAAUUAACAAAUAUUUCCACAAAAAGAAAAAGUCCGCAGAUAAGGCCUUCGACAUUCCUUCAUAUGAUUCAUACAGUAGUGAAGAAAGUUCCUUGGUGGUUGCCAACAACAGUUCAAUGACAAUAUCCAUACCCGAAGAACCGAGAAUUAUUGUAAUUGGCGCUGGGGCUGCAGGUUUGGCUUGUGCCACAAAAUUGCUAGAAUUUGGCUUUCAGAAUUUGCUGAUAUUGGAAGCCGAAAAUCGCAUAGGUGGUCGUAUUUAUACUCAAAGUUUUGCCGAUAAUGUCAUCGAUUUGGGUGCCCAAUGGGUUCACGGUGAAGUCAAUAACAUUGUCUACGAAAUGGUUCAGGAUCAUGAAUGGCUAGACUCCACGGGAGAGAUCUAUAAGAGUUUUGAGUGCAUACGCUCUAAUGGUGAGGUGGUGCCUGUGAAAAUUAGAGAUCGCCUAAAAGAAAUUUUUACCAGAAUUAUUGAGAACUGCUCUAAAGAUUUGUCAACCUACAAUGGAUCCUUUGGCGAUUAUCUAAGUGAGCAGUUUCAAGAGGCUAUAAGCAAACCAGCCAUGAGUGAUAUUGAUUUGAAUGUCGCCGAAGAAUUCUUUGAAAACUUUAAGAAAAUUGAAAGUUCUGAGACUUCAUCGGGCAUGGAGCAGGUCUCAGCCAAAGAUAUUCAAGAAUAUUGGCAAUGUCCAGGAGAUUAUCUGUUAAACUGGAAAGAUAAAGGCUUUGUAACAUUUCUGCACUUGUUAAUGGGCUCCAACGAAGAAAGUAUCUUUGGAACUUUGGAGGAACGCAUACGUUUCAAUUGUCGUGUGGACCACAUACAAUGGGAUAAUUUGGAUGGCAAGGCCUUUGUGAGAUGCAAUAAAGGUGCAGACGAAUUUGUAGCCGACCAUGUGGUGGUCACAGUCUCUUUGGGCGUUCUCAAGGACCAUGCAGACUCUCUAUUCCACCCUCCAUUGCCACUGCAUAAGAAAGAAGCCAUAGUGGGCUUGGGUUAUGGCAGUGUUGCAAAAAUCUUUCUUGAGUUUGCUGCUCCUUUUUGGCCCUCGGAUUGGUAUGGAUUUACCCUGCUAUGGAGGAAGGAUGAUCUGAGGGAAUUGCAACACACUUCCUAUGCUUGGGUGGAAGAGAUUUUCGGUUUCUACUGUGUCAACUAUCAGCCCCGAGUACUUUUGGCUUGGCAAGUGGGUUCUUGUGUGUUGAAUGUAGAACAAAUGGCCUUGGAUGAGGUGAAAUCUGGUUGCAUGUAUUUGUUAAGACGAUUUCUUUGCCAGUGGCAAAUUCCCGAACCUUUGAACAUAAAAGUAAGUCAAUGGCAAAGUAAUCCCAAUUUUUUGGGAGCCUACUCAUUUCGCUCCAUGUUAAGUGAGAAGCUGCAAACAUCUGCCCUUGAAUUAUCCCAGCCAUUGUUAGUGAUGAUGCCUGAGCACAUGCGCCAAGAAUGUUCAGCAGCUACCUCGGCAAGUGCCUUGAGUCUCACAGAGCUAUCAAAUGAGCAGGAUUUCAAAAGAUGUUCGAAAAAUGUCAAACCCUUAGUACUGUUUGCUGGAGAGGCCACAAGUAAGCAUCAUUACUCCACAGUACAUGGGGCAGUGGAGUCUGGAUAUCGAGAAGCUAAUCGCUUAAAUUAUUACUACAGCAAAUAGUGAAACUGUGUGAAACUCUUAAGGAAUAUUUAAAAUAAAAA